AUGGGGGAACUAUUCAGGAGUGAGGAGAUGACCCUGGCCCAGCUGUUUCUCCAAUCGGAGGCAGCUUACUGCUGUGUCAGUGAACUGGGAGAACUUGGCAUGGUCCAGUUUAGAGAUCUUAAUCCAGACGUGAACGUGUUCCAGCGCAAGUUUGUGAAUGAAGUGAGGAGAUGCGAGGAGAUGGACAGAAAAUUGAGGUUUGUGGAGAAAGAGAUCAAGAAAGCCAAUAUCCCAACUGUUGACACCGGAGAAAAUCCAGAGGUUCCCUUUCCAAGGGAUAUGAUUGAUCUAGAGGCUACAUUUGAGAAGUUGGAAAAUGAAUUGAAGGAGAUCAACACCAACCAGGAAGCCUUGAAGAAGAACUUCCUGGAGCUGACGGAGCUCAAGCAUAUUCUUCGUCGAACACAGCAGUUCUUUGACGAGGUUUUGACCGAACUUUUUAUAAAGCUACACAUGGAGGAUCCCAACUUGCUGGAAGAGUCAUCAGCUCUAAUGGAGGGCAACGAGGGGGGCAGAGGAGCUCCUCUCAGAUUGGGAUUUGUAGCCGGAGUAAUAAGCAGAGAGAGAAUUCCAACAUUUGAAAGAAUGCUGUGGCGCGUGUGUCGCGGUAACGUUUUCUUACGGAAGGCCGAGAUCGAGGACCCGCUGGAGGACCCCACGACGGUCAGUACACAAAUAAAUCAUAUCGGUAGUGCACAAGGUAAAUUUUUAAUGAAAUGUGUUGCUCUCCAACAGGGGGACCAAGUCCACAAGUCGGUCUUCAUUAUUUUCUUCCAAGGUGAUCAGCUGAAGAACAGGGUGAAGAAAAUCUGUGAAGGGUUCCGUGCGUCUCUCUACCCUUGUCCAGAGACACCACAAGAGAGAAAGGAGAUGUUGGCUGGCGUCAACAGCCGGAUUGAUGAUCUCCAAAUGGUGCUAAACCAAACCGAAGACCACCGUCAGCGAGUGUUGCAGGCCGCCUCCAAGACCAUGAGAGUUUGGUUCAUCAAGGUUCGAAAGAUGAAAGCCAUCUACCACACUCUCAACCUGUGCAACAUCGACGUGACCCAGAAAUGUCUGAUUGCCGAAGUCUGGUGUCCCGUCUCGGAUCUGGAUUCCAUUCAGUUCGCUCUGCGGAGAGGAACGGAACGAAGCGGCUCAACUGUGCCGUCGAUCCUCAACAGAAUGCAAACCAAGCAGACUCCGCCCACUUUUAACAAGACUAACAAGUUCACCUCCGGCUUCCAGAACAUUGUGGAUGCCUAUGGCAUUGGAAAUUACAGGGAAAUCAAUCCAGCUCAAUACACCAUCAUCACCUUCCCUUUCCUGUUUGCUGUCAUGUUCGGUGACAUGGGUCACGGCCUUCUCAUGACCUGCGCCGCUCUCUAUUUAGUCAUUCGAGAAAGUCGCCUCCUUGCCCAGAAGACUGACAACGAGAUGUUCAAUAUGGUGUUUGCCGGGCGCUACAUCAUCUUGCUGAUGGGGAUCUUCUCCGUCUACACGGGCAUCAUUUAUAAUGAUUGCUUCUCCAAAUCACUUAACAUGUUCGGCUCUGGAUGGAGCGUGAGGCCCAUGUUCGGGCCCAAAGGAGCCAACUGGUCGUUCGAGACGCUCGAAGGAAAUGCAGUGCUACAGUUGGACCCAGCAAUUCCCGGUGUAUUUAAUGGACCUUAUCCUCUCGGAAUUGACCCGAUAUGGAACGUUGCCACCAACAAGCUGACGUUCCUCAACUCCUUUAAGAUGAAAAUGUCUGUCAUCCUGGGUGUCAUUCACAUGCUGUUUGGAGUCUCUCUCAGUCUUUUUAAUCAUCUGUACUUCAAGAAGCCUCUGAACAUAUUCCUGGGCUUCAUCCCCGAGAUUGUCUUCAUGUCCAGCUUGUUUGGUUACCUGGUCCUGUUGGUCUUCUACAAAUGGACAGCUUACGAUGCAGUCACUUCAAAAGACGCUCCCAGUCUGCUCAUCCACUUUAUCAACAUGUGUCUCUUCAAUUACAGUGAUCCCACGACUAAAUCCCUCUACGCGGGACAGAUGGGGAUCCAGGUUUUGUUGGUGCUCAUUGCCCUUGCAUGUGUACCCUGUAUGCUGGUUGUGAAAACCAUGGUGCUUCGACGUCAGCACCUGUGGAAAAAGCACCUGGGCACGCAGAAGUUCGGAGGGGUGCGGGUGGGCAACGGGCCCACGGAGGACGAGGCUGGCAUCAUGGACCACGACCAGCUCUCGCAACACUCAGAGGAGGGAGAUGAGCAUGCAGAGGAAGAGCCGUUUGACUUUGGUGACGUGGCUGUCCAUCAGGCGAUCCACACCAUUGAGUACUGUCUGGGAUGCAUCUCCAACACGGCCUCUUAUCUCCGUCUCUGGGCCCUCAGUUUGGCUCAUGCACAGCUGUCAGAGGUGCUAUGGUCCAUGGUGAUGCACCUCGGUUUGUCUUCCCGGAGUGGGGGCGGCUUCUUCGGCCUCACCAUUAUCUUCGCCGCAUUCGCUACGCUCACGGUUGCCAUUCUGCUCAUCAUGGAGGGGCUGUCCGCCUUUUUGCAUGCCUUGCGUCUUCACUGGGUGGAGUUUCAAAAUAAGUUUUAUUCCGGCCAGGGAUUCAAGUUUGUCCCCUUUUCAUUCGAGAGCAUCCUGGAGGGAAGAUUUGACGAAUGA
Molecule: messenger RNA, 2625 nt
Organism: Nerophis lumbriciformis (worm pipefish)
Lineage: Eukaryota; Metazoa; Chordata; Actinopteri; Syngnathiformes; Syngnathidae
Source: RefSeq, a predicted model, not a curated record